Messenger RNA from Caenorhabditis remanei, 1134 nucleotides. RefSeq lists its product as uncharacterized. Gene Ontology annotation, molecular function: magnesium ion transmembrane transporter activity. NCBI's taxonomy places the organism in Eukaryota, Metazoa, Nematoda, Chromadorea, Rhabditida, Rhabditidae. Gene Ontology annotation, cellular component: membrane. Gene Ontology annotation, biological process: magnesium ion transport. The transcript is spliced from 6 exons. Bases 1 to 1134 code for a protein of 377 amino acids. The record is from RefSeq and is a predicted model, not a curated record.
AUGGCAUCCACCGCCUCAUCCUCAAAUGGAUUCCCGACACCUGCCGAUCCGUCGUCUAUAGGAAGUGUGAACACGUUGGAUGAAGUGCACUACGCCUCGACAGACUUCUACAUCGGUCUGGGUCUCGCCGUCAGCUCGUCGCUCUUCAUCGGCUCCUCGUUUAUCAUUAAAAAGAAGGCGUUACUCAAAUUGGCGUCCGGUGACACGUCACAACGCGCGUCGGAAGGCGGUUACGGUUAUUUGAGAGAGUGGAUGUGGUGGAUGGGCGUGAUUACGAUGGGCGUUGGUGAGGCGUGUAACUUCGCCGCCUACGCUUUUGCUCCGGCUUCGUUGGUCACACCGCUUGGAGCGCUUUCUGUCAUUGUUACCGCAAUCCUCUCAUCCCGAAUGCUAAACGAACGUCUCAAUCUGCUCGGCUCAAUCGGUUGUGCUCUCUGCCUUCUCGGCUCAACAGUCAUCGUAAUCCAUUCGCCGAAAGAAGAAGAAGUCGGAUCGAUGGCCGAAUUGGCGCUUAAAAUGAAAGACGCCGGAUUUUUGAUCUACGUGAUACUCAUCAUUCUCGCCACCGGAUUCAUUGUUGUCUACGUGGCGCCGCGAUACGGUCAUUCGAACAUUUUGGUGUACAUUUCGGUGUGUUCACUUAUUGGAUCAUUGUCGGUGUUGUCGGUGAAAGGAUUGGGUCUGGCGAUUAAGGAAACCCUUGCCGGCAAUCAACAAUUCACGAAUUGGCUAACGUACUUCUGGCUGGCAUCAGUCGCCAUGUGUGUCUCUGUCCAAUUGAUUUAUUUAAAUAAAGCAUUGGACAUCUUCAACACGUCGAUGGUCACACCCAUCUACUACGUCUUCUUCACCACUUUCGUCAUUUUGGCGUCGUCGAUUUUAUACAAAGAAUGGUCGUGUCUCGGCGCGUCGGACGUCAUCGGAAACUUUGUCGGAUUCUUGACGACGAUUAUCGGCAUUUUCCAGAUGCAACUAUUCCGCGACGUGAACAUUUCGCUGUACCAAGUGCAACGACUCGUCUCCCGACCGUCCGCCUCGCUAGCGAACGCCGAUUUCUCGUCAUCGUCGACGAAUUUGGUGGACGAUUACUGUAUGCGACAAUCGAACAGUAAUCGACGAAUGGUUUACACUUAA